Molecule: messenger RNA, 2802 nt
Organism: Papilio polytes (common Mormon)
Lineage: Eukaryota; Metazoa; Arthropoda; Insecta; Lepidoptera; Papilionidae
Exons: 17
Coding region: 190-2763 (857 amino acids)
Source: RefSeq, a predicted model, not a curated record
AUUUUGAUUUUAUUAACGUUUUUUUAUAAGGAACAAGAAACUAUUUUUAUUUUAUUUGUUAUAAAAAUAUUAAGAUGUUCGGAUCCAACCCCAAAUGAAAUUACUUGUUACCAAUAUCAUGUUCCUAAGGAAUUUAUUAAAUCGAUAACUGUAUUAGCUCCACGGAUUAAUAAUAGUGUGGCUUUAAUCAUGGCUAGUCCGAACCCAGAUAACGAUGCAGCUUCCAUAUUCGUCCAAAAAAGUGACAAAAGGGAAAGGAAUUUAAAAAGUCCAGAUCGAGGUGAUUCGUCACGAGCAAACUCUACUGUCAAACAAAGUAAACCAGCGGAAAUAAUUACGGUUAAAGACUUCUUCGAUUUUAUGAAAACAGCCUAUCAAGUUUAUGAGCAUUUGGAAGGCAAUGAAGACGAGGCCAAAAUAAACUGGGAAGCACUUACUAAGCUGACCGUCAUAAAUCAUGUCAUAGAACCACAGGAGAGAGAACUUUUGAGGAAUACGGCUCAUACAGAGCAAAAACCAAUAAUCAGUAAAAGCGAUACAGCAUUAGAAAAGAAAACUAGCGAGAUAGUGCUAUUGGAAAAGCGGUUGAGUUACAAUGAUAUCGAAAACAAAAGACGUUCAAUUAAUGGAGAAAUCAAAGUGGAGAUGCUUGGGGCCUGGACGGAGGCCAAUUUAAAUUGUAAAUUAAACGAUGUAAUCAACGAAGGCAUUUUAGACUCAAUUUUACCUUAUCUAGUUGGAUAUAAAAAACCGUCAAAAACCACAAGUGUUUAUACGCCUAUUAUAAAAAAAUCUAAUAAUGAGUCAGAUGUUAAAAAACCUGCUAGUUUUGGAGGUUUCAUACAUGAAAAAGAAUCUAAAGAUCGUUUAGGAAGACGUAGAUCUUCUAUAAUCGCAAUUCAAGAUAAACUGAACCAUAAACACGAAGCGGACGUAGAAAUUCAUGUGUGCGACGAAGUGAAAGGCCUGAAGAAAGAUUUCAAGUGUCCUCAGAAAUUACUUGUGUCUAAAAUGGGUUAUUUUGCUGACGUCACUGCUGGCCAGAGACUGGAGGAUAUGGAUAUAUCAGUACAUUGUGAUAUUCAGAUUUUUGAUUGGCUAAUGAGAUGGGUGAAACGAGAUACUAUUCUUGUCGCUGAUUGGCCGCUCUUAGACGCUCACAAUGUCGUGCCCAUUCUUGUUUCAGCGUCGUUUCUUCAGAUGGAGCCACUUCUGCACGAUUGUCUGAUAUACUGCCACGCGCACAUGAACGAUAUCGUUAAAACGUCCACCAAUCUUGCUUGUUUGAAUGACGCUUUGCUAUCCAGACUGGCAGCAAUGUACACGAACGCGGAGCUGGAGGCGGUGCGCGACCGGCGCGACAAGAUCCAGUCGCGGCUGUAUUGCAAGCUGAUCCUGUCGCUGGCCGAGCCUGUGCCGGAGACGCUGCGCGGACACCACGCCUCGCUCGCCACGCUCUUCAAGUGCACCAAAUGCAAUAAGCUGCUGGGUCGUCACGUGGCGGAGCAAGUACCCUGCCAACCCUCCAGCAUGCGAAUCGACCGCCGGGGUAAUGUCGUCUCCGCGCACGCCAAAGACUUGUCGUGGAGCUUGAACGAGUACAUAACGUGGCUGUACGGCGAGCUGCGGUCGUGGCGGCGCGUCUACUGGCGUCUGUGGGCGGACUGCCACUUCCUGCGAUGUCAGCUGUGCGACACAUAUUUCCCCGUGUAUCAGAUGGAAUGGUGUUCGCACCACGAGCAGAGUGCGGCGCUGGUGGCGGGCGACGCGGCGGCCGGCCGCUACCCCUGCUGUGGACAGCGCGCCUAUCGUUUCGAAACUCUACCUCGUAACACUGGUUGUCAGUUCCGCGAGCACGUGCCGGAGGAGCGCAACGCGGGCGAGGCGUCAGUGGUGGUGCUGUACGCGCGCUUCCGCGACCUCAUCGCCAUGCGCCCGCCGCACCUCGUCUAUCCAGAGAGACUUACUAGAUUCGUCGCUAGAGAACCAAACGAAGAAUACAGCGGUCGUUUGCAAUGCAGGGAGGUGUUCUGGUGGGAGGGCAUUCAGCUGGUACCACCUCGUCAACCUCUCGGGCUACUGGGAAAGCUCUACACUAGCAACACCAAGUUUAACCCGAGUAUUCGUCCCGGCUCGCCGACUGUGGCCAAGGUACAGUCGCCGCCGCAAAGCAUCGGCGGCACGAGCAGGGCCAGCACCAUCUCCUCCUGUCUCUCUGAUCAGCGCGAGCUCAGAGCCAGACUGAUAUGUGAAACCGGAUCCAAGAUCAAGCAAGGCGCGUCCGGGUGCGGCGACGUGUCGGUGUGCGCGGUGGGUGUGGUGGGUGCAGGGGGUGCGGCGGGUGCAGGGGGUGCUGGAGUCGCGCGGGGGGCCAGCGUGCGCGGCAGCUCGGCGGGCAGCGAGCAGAGCGCUAGCUCCGACAGCGACAGCGCCAACAGCGACGAGGACCGCCCGCCGCGCCGCCCGCAGCGCGCGCCGCCGGUCACACCCGUUAGGACCAAGAAGGGUCGCGUGGUGGGUCGUCAGUGGCUGCCGUCGGUGUCCGCGCGCAGCAACCAGGACGGGCAGCGGCGCUACGAGGAGCGCGCCGCCGCACAGAUGCGCUCCGCGCUUGCUCGCCGGCACGCGCAGCUCGUGCGCCCAAAACCCACGCCAGGCGGUGUAUACGCGCGUCUGGAGGCGGAGUGGCGGGAAAAGUUCGCGCCGCGGCCGCGCGUCGCCAUCUCAGCACGACCACGCCCAGCUAACGCAAAAUAUAAAUGAAAUUGUUUCGUAAUAAAUAUAUCUUGUUAAAAAAUGCCA